GUAAUAGAUUACCUUUUCUGCGAUUGCCACAUGGCUAGAUAGAAUCUCUCUUUGCAACACCCACUUGGUCGACUUCAGGUAGCGUGUAGAUCAGCGCUCUUCUCCGUUCUACCUCCCUGCACAUUCGCAGCUCGUCUUCUUCUUGUCUUCUUACCUUGAGCGGAGCCGGCAUUACGACUCCGAAGCUCCCUGACAUAACCAUCUUUCGUCAUCGCCGUGACAGCCAACCGACUCGGUUCUCAAUAUAUCCGUGUUUUCUCAGUAUCGCCUUCAUUCUGCCAUGCGGUUCACAGAGUCUCCCAAUGCUCGCUCCAAAUCUAUAUCAACUGCUGAAUUCGACACCCAUGGCGUUCUCAACCGCCAUGCCACCAAGAAUUCCUCCUACCAGGUCGGCGUGUCUGAAGAUAAAGGCAAUCGGAGAACCAUGGAAGACUCCCACUCCUUCGUCACCGAUUUUGACAAUGUUCGCGGUCAGGGCUUCUUCGCCGUAUUCGACGGACAUGCAGGGAAACAUGCCGCUGAAUGGUGUGGGACACAUUUCCAUGAGUCGCUGCUCCGAUGCUUACGCGCAUGUCCCGAUAUUGCAAUCCCCGACAUUCUCAAUGAAACCUUUCAUGACGUUGACAGAAAUCUUUCACGUAUGUGUGAAGAAUCCGACGGCAAGAUCCAUUCUGGCUGCACUGCUGUAACGGCCUUCCUACGUCUUGAGGAUGCUGAUGGCAAGCAGUCCUUCCUGGAUCAAGCAACUCCGCCCUCGAAGCCUAUAACACCUCUAGCCGAGACACCUUCACCCCUUGACGGGGAUGACAGUAGUAGCGGGGAGAGUGGCGGUGAUGCCACUGCCGAUGACAGCAAGGAUCCCAAGCGGCGGAAAAAAACGAAAAAGUCGGGUGCUAAGCGACUCAGAAACGCCAUCAAAAGCCUUGGUAGUGUCUCGUCUCUCUCUCCCAAAGCUUCUCCAUCGGUAUCCCGGAAACAGUCUGUUGAAGCCGUACAAAUUCAAGUCCCGGCGCAAACUCCUCCCCCAGAGGCGAGACGCGUUUUCUAUACAGCUAAUGCCGGCGACGCGCGUGGUGUUCUAUGCCGUAAUGGCAAUGCUAUCCGACUCACCUAUGACCACAAAGGUUCAGACAAACAGGAGGCGAAACGUAUCAUGGAUGCUGGUGGCUUUGUGAUGAGUGGAAGAGUGAACGGCGUUUUAGCCGUGACGCGUAGUUUGGGUGAUUCCUCGAUGAAGGAAUUCGUCGUCGGUGCUCCUUACACGACUGAAACGGAGCUAUGUGAUGACGAUGAGUUCGUAAUUCUGGCCUGUGACGGACUCUGGGACGUCGCGAGUGACCAAGCAGCCGUUGAUCUCAUCCGAGAUAUCGAUGAUGCUCAACUUGCCAGUCAGAAGCUUCUCAAAUACGCGCUUUCUCAUCACUCGUCAGACAACGUCACCGUCCUCGUCGUUCGGUUCAAGAAUGUAUUCCCUAAAACUGCAUGAAGACACUGAAAGGCUGUUGCUGGUAGAACUUAUUUUUUUCUUUAUUCUUCGGGGCUCCUGCAAUCACAAUGUUUCAUAAUAGCAACGUAUCUGUAUACUACACCAUACGCUACGGUCGAACCGGUAUCUUACGUAUCAUGGACGUGUUGUACAGUCUACCAUCAGGGUACGAGCGCGAAUGCUACAACUAUUAAUGGCCGUGAAUAACCUCCAG
Molecule: messenger RNA, 1700 nt
Organism: Desarmillaria tabescens
Lineage: Eukaryota; Fungi; Basidiomycota; Agaricomycetes; Agaricales; Physalacriaceae
Product: phosphatase 2C-like domain-containing protein
Exons: 5
Coding region: 281-1486 (401 amino acids)
Biological process (GO): protein dephosphorylation
Molecular function (GO): protein serine/threonine phosphatase activity; cation binding
Source: RefSeq, a predicted model, not a curated record